Ochotona curzoniae (black-lipped pika) is the source of this 2260-nucleotide messenger RNA. RefSeq names its product selenoprotein P (gene SELENOP). The transcript is spliced from 5 exons. Gene Ontology annotation, biological process: selenium compound metabolic process. Gene Ontology annotation, molecular function: selenium binding. Gene Ontology annotation, cellular component: extracellular region. NCBI's taxonomy places the organism in Eukaryota, Metazoa, Chordata, Mammalia, Lagomorpha, Ochotonidae. The record is from RefSeq and is a predicted model, not a curated record.
GCUUUAAGUUCAGAAUAAUCAUAACCAGUUCAGGGCUUGCAAGGUCACCGCAAAAGUGAGCAUUGAACUUUGCACUCCAGCUGAGGGGAACAUAAACAACAGGACUAUAAAUACCAGAGGCUCUGCUGCAGCUUCACGGAGCUGCCCCAGCCAAGCAGAGAGAAAGGAAGCAGGCCAGGGAAGGCGAUUGUGAUACAACCCCAACAAUGUGGAGAAGCCUGGGGCUUGCCCUGGCUCUCUGUCUCCUUCCUUGGGGAGGAACAGAGAGCCAGGGUCAAAGCUCUGUGUGUGAGCCACCGCCACCAUGGAGAAUAGCAGAGGAGGAUCCCAUGCUGAACUCCUUUGGUUCAGUGACCGUGGUUGCUCUUCUCCAAGCCAGCUGAUACCUGUGCGUUCUGCAGGCAUCCAGAUUGGAAGACCUGCGAAUAAAACUGGAAAAAGAAGGAUAUUCUAAUAUUUCCUAUAUUGUCGUUAAUCACCAAGGAAUUGAUUCUCAAUUAAAAUACAUACACCUUAAAAAUAAGGUUUCUCACCAUAUUCCUGUCUACCAACAAGAAGAAAGUCAAACAGAUGUCUGGACUCUUUUAAAAGGAACCAAAGACGACUUCCUCAUCUAUGACAGAUGUGGCCGCCUUGUAUAUCAUCUUGGUUUGCCUUACUCCUUUUUAACUUUCCCAUAUGUGGAAGAAGCUAUUAAGAUUGCUUACUGUGAAGAAAGAUGUGGAAACUGCUCGCUCACGGCUCCAGAAGACGAAGUCUUCUGUAAGAAUGUAUCCUCGGCUCCCCAGGAAAGAGUAGUGGAUAUUCUGCUUCCGCAUCACUACCACCACCACAAGCACCACCACAAGCACCACCACAAGCAUGGGCACCAGCAUCUGGGCAGCAGCGAGCUGUCAGAGAAGCAGCAGGCGGGGGCCUCCAUCCCUCCGCAUCCCCUUCUCGCAGGCCCUCACCACCACCACCACCACAAGCACAAGGGCCAGCACAGGCAGGGUCACCAGGAGAGCUGAGAUAUGCCCGAGAGUGAAAGUCCACAGCUUUCACUUGCACAGAAGAAGCUCUGACGAAGGGGAUGCAUAAAUCAGCUACAGUGUAAGAUGCUCACCAAGUCUGAGCAAGCUACAGGUAGCUGUUGCUGUCACUGUCGACAUCUGAUAUUUGAAAACACGGGAUCUGCAGUCACCUGACAGUGUAGAGAAAACCUGCCCGCUCUGUGUAGCUGACAGGGGCGUCUGGCGGAGGAGAACGUCAUUGAGUCCUGUCAGUGACGGAUGCCUCCCGCUGCCUGACAGCCCGGUCAGCAGCAGCAGCUCAAGCCCACCAGCAGCACCCACUGAAACUGAAAAAAUCUGGCAAAAAAGUGAAAAUGACCUUCAAACUAAAUAUUUAAACCAAGCUACCCGAGUACCCCCUUAAAGUCAGUGUCGAAACAAUUCUAUUUCCAGGAUUUUUAUAAGCGACUUAAUUAGUGAGCCAAAAAGAAAAAGAAAAAAAAAAAAGAAAAAGAAUUGGACUUGUGCAAACAUGGAGAAUUCUAAUAGAUUGGCUUCCAAAUAUUAAAUUAUACAUCAUAGAAAUUUUGAACCAAAAAUAUCCCUUUCAUUAUGGGGCAACUGAAUGGUGACUGCAGUCUCUGGUUAAUACGUCUUUCUUUUUCUUUUUCCAACGUUCUACUUGCAUUCAUGAGAACAGAAACGUAAACUAUGACCUAGGGGUUUCUGUUGGAUAAUUAGCAAUUUAGAAUGGAGAAAGAACAACAAAGACGUGUUUUCCAUUUUUCUUUACAUAACUCUCACAAAAUAUUACCUUUAUAAUCUUAAAAUUUUAACUGAUUACGUUUUUAAAGAAAGUAGAUUGUGUUUUUAACAUCCAGAAACACCUAACAUGUGAAUAUAUCCUACUAAAAAAGCAAGCAUUUAAGACUACAUUGAAAACAUACAUUUAUCUUUUGAUAUCUAACUCAUAAUUCUAUUUUUACUUUCAUAUAUAAGUAAAGCCUUUGUAUCUUACCUUUAUCUAGCAUUCUAUCACACUCUUCUGGAUUUUUAGUGGUUAUCUUGAAAGAUGUAAGGAGAAAGAAAAGAAUGCUGUUAGCUUUGGACUGCUCAGAUAGUAUUUCCAUGUCAAUGAUGGUUUAACAGGUAAACUAAACCCUGUGAACCUGAACUUCUUUAUGGAAAAUACUAUUAAGAAAGAAUGUAGGUUACAGUUGGUUGACAUAUGGAUUUGUUUAAAAAGCUCAAUAAAACAUUUAAAGUUG